Molecule: messenger RNA, 1710 nt
Organism: Myxocyprinus asiaticus (Chinese sucker)
Lineage: Eukaryota; Metazoa; Chordata; Actinopteri; Cypriniformes; Catostomidae
Product: meprin A subunit beta-like
Exons: 10
Coding region: 1-1710 (569 amino acids)
Biological process (GO): proteolysis
Cellular component (GO): membrane
Molecular function (GO): zinc ion binding; metalloendopeptidase activity; protein binding
Source: RefSeq, a predicted model, not a curated record
AUGCAAAGGAGCUCCAUUCUUGGGAAUCAGAACUGGUGGAAUAUCCCUGUCCCCUAUGUGCUGAGUGUGAAUCUGAGUAUGAACUAUAAAGGGGUUAUUUUGAGAGCCUUUGAGCAGUUCAGACUGAAAUCAUGUAUUGAUUUUAAGCCAAGGACAGCAGAAUACUUUUACAUCUCUGUGGAAAAACGUGAAGGGUGCUGGUCAUACAUUGGGCGAGUAACUGCUUUAGGCCAGACUAUUUCCAUUGGAGAUGGCUGCGGAUAUAAAGCCAUUGUUGAGCAUGAGUUUCUCCAUGCACUGGGAUUCUACCAUGAGCAGUCAAGAUACGACAGAGAUGAUUAUGUGACAAUCGUCGACAAAAACAUUAUAAAAGGGUAUGAAAUCAAUUUCAAUAAAUACAGUGAGAGCUUCACAAGCACCCUGGGCACCCCAUAUGACUACACAUCUGUGAUGCAUUAUGAUAAAAAUGCCUUCAGCAAAGGGAAUGGAUCCACAAUCCUUACCAACCUUCCUGAAUUUCAAGAUGUGAUUGGUCAGCGCAUAGACAUGAGUGAAUACGAUGUGACUGAGCUCAACAAACUCUAUAAAUUCUAUUCGUCCAUUUCUUUCCUUGACCACUGUAGCUUUGAUAAUGAAACUCUGUGUCAAAUGAGUGCCUGUUCUACUUCUGAAAAUGGAUGGCAGAGAGUGAGCUCAGUGAGUGGGCACAAUGUGACUGAUCACACCUACUUGGGCAAACAGCCAAAUGAGAGCUCUUUCUUCAUGCACUCCAGCACUAAGGCUGGAAUAGAGUGGGAAUCAAGCAUAUUGGAGAGUAAGAUAAUGACCCCCAGAAGAGACUGCAAAGUCCAGUGCCUGCAGUUCUACUAUUACCACAGUGGUAAUGAGAAUGACCAGCUCUGCAUCUGGAUCAGAGAGUACCAGGAUGAAAAUGACAGCAGAGGAACUCUCAGACUUAUGGAUCAGAUCUCAGAACCACCUGCUAAAUACUGGCAGCUGCAUCAUGUAACACUGAAUGCAAAUAAAACCUUCCGAGUUGAAUUUGGAGCACGUAGAGGAGCUGGAAACUCCAGUGGAGGUUUCUCACUGGAUGAUAUCAAUAUUUCAGAGACUGAGUGCCCCCAGAUAUGGCAGAUAAGGGACUUUGAGAAGCUUUGGAACAACACUAAGCCUGGCAAAUACAUAUACAGUCCAUUGUUUUACUCUAAUGAUGGUUAUCGCUAUCAGGUUUUCUUAGUGCUGUCUGUGAAUUUCUUUGGAAUUUAUGUUCGUCUGGUAUCUGGUGCAUUUGACAAUCAGCUACAGUGGCCUUGUCCAUGGAGGCAAGUGACCUUCCAGGUGCUUGACCAGAAUCCACACAUUCAGAAGCGGAUGUCCUAUGAGCAAAGCUUCACAACUGACCCAACUACUGUUUCAACAGAUGGCCGUUAUUUCUGGGACAAUCCUCGAAAUACUGGAGCUCCAACUGUCAUUGACAAUGAGACUGUAUAUGUGAGUGGUGGAUGGGGCUAUGGAACUUUCAUGUACAAAAUUGACUUCACUCGAAGAGAGUUUAUCAAGGGUGGUGACAUCAUCUUUCUUUUCAGCAUGCAAGAUAUCUCAGGGCUACUUCAGGAUAACUCUCUACCCUGCCCAAAAGUGACAGUGAAGAGCUUCAACGUUUCUCUUGAUGAAAAGAGUGUCUGGACAUAUUUUGUAGUUCCAGUGUGA